Menidia menidia (Atlantic silverside) is the source of this 3279-nucleotide messenger RNA. The record is from the annotation of a GenBank genome assembly. NCBI's taxonomy places the organism in Eukaryota, Metazoa, Chordata, Actinopteri, Atheriniformes, Atherinopsidae.
AUGGAAGCGCCGCUGGUGUGUUUGGACGAGGAGUUCGAGGACCUCCGGCCCUGUCGGAUGGAUGAGUUCGAGCACCCGGCGCUCAACCACCACUCCUCCUACCCCCCCCCCACCACAAACACCACCACCACCCUCGUGUUAUAUCUCGAUGCCUUCUUGAUCCGGCCUGUAGCCAUCCACCCCGGCCACGGCCAGCAGUACGUCAUAAAGCCCAAAUACUACCACACACACACCACCCAGACGCACGUGCAGAGCCAGCCGGAGAGGCCCAUCCCCCUCACGGUGGGACACACCCCCAUCCACGCUGCAGUGGGCAAUCACACGGGAAGGAUUAAGGUGGUCUUCACCCCCACCAUCUGCAAAGUCACCUGCAUAGGAAGCAGAUGUCAAAACAACUGCGAGAAAGGAAACACCACCACCAUCAUCAGUGAGAACGGCCACACCACAGACACCCUCACAGCGCCCAACUUCAGAGUAGUGGUGUGCCACUUGCCCUGUAUAAAUGGGGGGAAGUGCAGUGCCAGAGACAAGUGCCAGUGCCCUCCCAACUUUGUGGGGAAGUUCUGUCAGAUGCCGCUUCAGAACGGACACCAGCAGCAUCACCAGCAGACGUCGGGCCAGACGCAGGUCCACUCCACCCACACCCUGCCCCUGACCUACUCCAAUGGCCAGCCUACCGGGUUCGGUCCGGGCGUGGUCAACAUCCACAUCAAGCACCCUCCGGAGGCCUCGGUCCAGGUGCACCAGGUGUCCCAGCUGGACGAUUACCACGGCAACGGGCACCCGCAGAAGGGCGCCUCCUCCUCCAGCAGCUACACCUACCACCACAGCGAGAGCAGCCAGAGCGUGCAGCGCCACAGCUACAACGUGCUCUACCCCGGCCAAAAUGGCCACCAGCGGCCUCACCAGCCCGCCGCCUCCAAGAACACGCUGGGCCGCUGUUUCCAGGAGACAGCGGCUGGUCAGUGUGGGAAGGCUUUACCGGGCCUCACUAAGCAGGAGCAGUGCUGCGGCUCCAUCGGGACCUCCUGGGGAUUCCACAAGUGCCAGAAGUGUCCCAUGAAACCAUCUAUCCCCCUGAUCGACUGCCCCCAGGGCUACAAGAGAAUCAACAACUCUCAUUGUCAGGAUUUCGAUGAGUGCCAGGUGCAGGGUGUGUGCACCAAUGGGAACUGUGUGAACACGGUGGGGAGCUACAGGUGCAUGUGCAACCCCGACUAUGUGCUGGACCCCACCCUCACCUCGUGCAUAUCCAACACACCUGCCAUCCAGGAGGAGAAGGGCGCUUGUUUCCGCUUGGUGGGCUCCGGGAGGCAGUGCUUGCACCCGGUCUCUGCCCAGCUGAGCAAACAGCUCUGCUGCUGCAGCAGACCCAUGCCGGUCUUCCAGGAGCCGGUGGACCUGAUCCCUCCACACCCGCUGCCCACUCCAGAGAGACCGGUGGAGGCCUUCGGGAAGCCAGAGGAGAUCAUACCAGGUCUGUUCUACGUUCGGGUCUCACCUCAGUCUGCUUCUGAUGGAUUUUAUGAACAAGUUGUUGAGAAGACUUCUCCUCCGGUUCCCGUGGAGAUCUUCCCCUCCCACGCGGGCCAGGACCUCGCACCCACCCAGUCAGCCGCGGUGGACGAGUGCCAGAUCAACCCUUACAUCUGCGGGAAGGGGAUUUGUUACAACACGGCUGAUGGCUACACCUGUCACUGCAAUGAGGGCUACCAGCUGGACGACGGCCUGACCACCUGUGUGGACGUGGACGAGUGCCAGGACGAGCAGGUCUGCGUCAGGGGCCACUGCCUGAACAGCGAGGGCUCCUUCCACUGCCAGUGUGGACCGGGUUUCCGAGCGUCUCCGGCUGGAGAUCAGUGUGACGAUGUGGACGAGUGUGUGGAGGAGACGCUGGCGUGCGCCGUGGGGGAGUGCGUGAACAACGUGGGCUCGUACAGCUGCUCCUGUCCCGAGGGGCUCAGGCAGGUCAACGGCACCACCUGCACAGAUGUUGACGAGUGCGUGGAAGAAGCCGAGCUGUGCUCCCCGCAUGGGAAGUGCCUGAACACGGACGGGUCCUACCUGUGUCUGUGUGACGGCGGGUUCACGGCCAGCCUGGACACGCCCUCCUACAUCGACGAGUGCGGCCUCAACGAGACGCGCUGCGGGCCCCACGGCUUCUGCGAGAACCGGCUGGGGUCCUUCCGAUGCCUGUGUGACCAGGGCUACCAGGAGUCGGCGGACGGCCAGGGCUGCGAGGCGUCCUCAGUGGAGCGGAAGGAGUGCUACCACCACCUGAACGACGAGAACCUGUGCGAGAGCGUGCUGACCACCAACGUGACGCUGCAGGAGUGCUGCUGCACCCUGGGGGCCGGCUGGGGGGACAACUGCGAGGUCCACCCCUGCCCUGUCAGCGGUACAGUUCAGCCAGUUGUGUCCGUCAGGCAGAGGCUUCAUUCCCAGUGGAGAGCCUCCGAGGUGUGCAAAGAGGGCUUCUGCCUGAACACCGAGGGCAGCUACGAGUGCUACUGCAAGACCGGCCACGACUACGACCCCGUCAAGCUGGAGUGCAGAGACAUCAACGAGUGUCUGGAGGAGUCGGUGUGCGAGGGCGGCCAGUGUCUGAACACGGACGGCUCCUUCCUGUGCUUCUGCACGCACCCCAUGGUGCUGGAGCCCGGCAGCAACCGCUGCGUCUUCGCCUCCGACGUGGCCGUGGGCCCCAGCCAGAAGACCACCUACACCGAGUGCUGCUGCCUGCACGGGGAGGCCUGGGGCAUGGGCUGCGCCCUGUGUCCCACCAGAAACACAGAGGACUACGCCUCCAUGUGUAACCUUCCUCUGGGUGGGGGCCGGCGGCCGUACGGUCACGAUGCCCUCGUUGCCGGUCCGGUCCAUGAAUACGAAUCCCGUGAAUCCACCCGCCUGUUGACUGGGAUAGAAGACGUUUUCUCCCAGAGAAAGGAGCCCGCUGCGUUUCCUGCUCUCUGUUUUUCUGCCCGGACUGAGCUGAGUUUUCCUCCUUCUGCCAUCUGUUUCACUGCAAAGUUUAAAGCUGCUACGGGGCAGAGGCGGGAGAGAAGAACAAUGUGUACAUUUAAAGAGAAGAGUGGAGAGAAAAUACCUUAUGUGUUUGUAAUUUUGCGUAAAAGCUCUACAUUAACAUUGAAGCAGUCCAGAAAAGUGGACCGGUUUCUGCGUAAAACACGGCUCUCUGCGGGGGCUUUUUUCCCUCUGUGUGGUCAGACUGACCAGGCCUGGACCCCUCUGACCGUCUGUGAAAAACUCGGUCUCUGA